Carcharodon carcharias (great white shark) is the source of this 1586-nucleotide messenger RNA. RefSeq names its product dystrobrevin binding protein 1a (gene dtnbp1a). Gene Ontology annotation, cellular component: cytoplasm; plasma membrane; synaptic vesicle membrane. Bases 109 to 1128 code for a protein of 339 amino acids. The record is from RefSeq and is a predicted model, not a curated record. Lineage: Eukaryota; Metazoa; Chordata; Chondrichthyes; Lamniformes; Lamnidae. The transcript has 10 exons. Gene Ontology annotation, biological process: anterograde synaptic vesicle transport; neuron projection development; platelet dense granule organization.
GUGUGCGAAUGAGAGGCGGGACUGUCAGUCAGUCAGGUGCUCUUGCUCAGGAUGGCUUGUUUACAGCGGCCCAGUCCCGCACUUGGGCAGCGUUAGAAGCUGGAAAAGAUGUUUGAGAAUUUCAAAGAGCGGCUGCUGAGUGCGCAGCAGGAUCUCAGCAGCGGUUUAAAGACACUGAGUGACAAAUCUAAAGAAGUAAAAAUUAAGAAGCCAAGCAGCACAGAUGAUUUGCCAAAGUUUACUGCAGGAGCUGAAUUACUGAGCAGGUAUGAGAACACUUGGGCAACCCUGCACAAACAAGCCGAGGACUCUGCUAAAGUUGGAGAGGCCGUAGAUGGCAAAGUGGUGGUACUGUCAGCAUACUGGGAGAAAAAAAGGAACCACUUGAUUGAGCUGCAGGAACAGCUACACCAAAUUCCAGCAUUGUUAGUAGGCCUGGACACCCUGACAUCCAGACUUGCUCAAUUGGAGGCAGGUUUUGAAGAGUUAGAGGGUCACUUACAUCACUUGGAGGAUAUCUGUGAACAAUGUGAACUUGAGCGUUAUAAGCAAUUGCAGAUUCUUCAAUUGGAAAACUACAAGAAAGAAAAGAGGAAAAAAAUUGAAGCUUUGAAAGCUGAGUUAGAUGGCGAACAUGCCCAGAAGGUGCGAGAUAUGGAGAAUACACAACAGUUGAAACUGAAAGAGCGGCAGAAAUUUUUUGAAGAAGCCUUUCAGCAGGAUCUGGAGCAGUACCUCUCUACAGGAUACUUGCAAAUAGCACAGAGACGAGAGCCCAUUGGAAGCAUGUCCUCUAUGGAAGUAAAUGUUGACAUGCUGGAGCAGAUGGACCUGAUGGAUAUAUCUGACCAGGAAGCACUGGAUGUGUUUCUCAACUCGGGUGGGGAAGACAACAGUGAAAUCUCACCAGUGUUAGGGUCUGGGUCUGAGCCUGAGCCAUAUCAAAGGGAAAUAACUCUACAAGUGCCAAGCCAAGCUGAGCUAAGAUUGAAAUUAUCUUCUCUUUCUUCCCCCUCUGCUGACGAUGACACUCCACUAGUCCAGUCCGACGAAGAGGAAGUUCAAAUAGAUACCAGUCUGGUCACAAAUUCAGAUCUAAAAGAGAAUGCUGACAGUGACUCUCAAUAAAGUGUUGGAUGUCAUUAUUUGAGAUGGCUUGUCAAAAGUUAAGAAUGUUGCAGAAUGAAAGAUCCAUUGUGUAAAAGAUAUGCAAUGAUACUCCAGACUCUUCUAAUUUUUCCAUGCCUGUUACCCAGUGUGGCUGCAGAUUAACAGUGAUAAUUGUAUAUAUACAUGCUGUAGUAAAUUAUAAUUGAUUACUGAUUUACUUCAAAUAUAGGAGUACAUUUCUCAGGCUUGACUAAUGAACCUUCUUCCACCCCCACAAGAUAGUGCCCGUAUUUCUAUGCACACAAUUUAUUAAAGGUUGUCUUAUUCUGCCAGGCAACUCCCAACAUGGUAUAUAGCCUUUAAAUCCAAAUUUGCUUGUUUAUUCUGUGUUUUCACUAAUACAAAAAUAAUUAAAUCAGAGUUCUGACUGAAGUUGUGCACUUUGACAUUCAGAUUAAUAAAGGAGUUUUGCAGUA